GCGAUGCCAUUUUUGAAACUACCACCCACUUCCAUAAAGAUAAGGAUACAAUCCGGAUGUUGUAUAAUAGGUUGUCAUUCGAAACGCAUAGGAAAUAUGGAAAAGUUUCCUCAGAGAAAAACGGCGUCGUUCGGAAAAUGGUCAGAGCUACUGGGAAUCACAACUGAGGAAGCAACUAACCUUCCCCUGUAUAUUUGUCGGAGGCAUUUCGCAACAACAGAUUACGUAACAGUUCGUUCUCGAUAUUUGAAAAUGAACGCUAUUCCCUCCCAGAACAUCGUGAGGAUGAUUAAAAUGCCAUAUAUGGAUCGAAGGAAAGUGAGGGAUUUGCCGACUCAAGCAUAUCUGACAGAUCACAGUUAUUGCAAGGAAGACUUGAAACCAAGAAGCAAUCGAUGUUGUUUUGUGCCAGGAUGUUCUAUAAAAAGUUCGAAAGGGAUAUUCUUGCACAAAUUUCCAGAGAAUAAGACAAUAGCGGAGGCCUGGAGACAUGCCAUCAAAUCAGUACACAAACCGACUCAGAAUUCCUUCAUUUGCAGCCAACACUUUCAUCAAAGUGAUUAUGUAUCAGGACGAAAUUUAUUGAAGAAUGGUGCUGUGCCUUGCCGCAAUUUACCUUCAACACUACUGGAGAAAACUCAAUCAGCACGAAGUAGUAAUAAUCCAUAUUUGCGAGCAUUCAGAAGUUUUCGGAAUCCAAAACCUACCUGUCCUUAUCGCGCCCUCGAUAGUAUAUCCGACGAGGAAGUGAAUCCCGUUAUUACAGCACAAACCAUGAGCAACAAAUCUAACGAUGAUAGCGCAGCAACAAAGGAAGAUAGUUGUCGGGAUUUUCCUACAGAUACAUACAAUAACGAAGGAUGUGAGGAAAAGGUGUCGAUUUUGUCAGAACUUCCUUUCUACGAAACCACUGAAAGAAUCGAUCAAAACAAUAACGUGACUGACUGCACACAUACUGCAGAACAGAUCGAUAUCGACCGCACUAUUCGGGAACUGCAGCAAAAAAGGAAAAUUAUUCUUAGUGAUCUUUUAGUCACGGACGAGGAUUUGAACGUGUGGACGGGUAUGCCAUCAAUGUGCAUAUUGGAAAUCGUAUGUACGACAGUUAAGAAUCUAGAGGACAAUGUGUAUAAGAACAAGUAUAAAAUGCACACCACUGACCGAAUAAUUCUCACACUGUCUAAGCUGAAGCAAAAUGUAUCAUUUGCAGCGUUAGCUGCACUUUUCAGGAUUUCACCAACUACAGCAUCAUAUUAUUUUUCAUACACUAUCCAAAUCUUAUCAGAAGUAUUUAGUCCUAUGAUUUACUGGCCGACAAUGGAGGAAAUUCGUAGAAAUAUGCCACAUUGUUUCAAACAAAAAUUUGGUAAUGUUCGAUGUGUACUCGACUGCACCGAAGUGGGCAUUGGCUGCCCUAACUGUUUGAAUUGUAGAAUAGCUUGCUAUUCUAAUUACAAGCACAAGCGAACGGCAAAAUUUCUUAUCGGCGUUACGCCCGCUGGAUUAAUAAGUUUUUGCAGUCGAGCGUAUUCGGGAAAAGCUUCUGAUAAAUAUAUUUUCAACAAAGAGAAAUUUAUGGAAAAGUUGACGAGAUACCAGGAUGAAAUAAUGGUCGACAAGGGAUUUGCUAUUGAAUCAGAAUGCUUAGAAAACGGAAUUCGCCUACACAUACCUCCAAUAAUGCACAGUGAGCGAUAUUCUGAAGAAGAUGCAUUGCUGAACGAGUCAAUAGCAAAAGCGAGGAUCCACGUAGAACGCGCAAUAUCUCGUAUUAAAAUAUUUGGUGUAUUGCAACGAAAUUUAGAUGCCAGUACAUUGAAACACGUUGAUGAAAUAAUGAAUGUUGUCUGCGGGAUCGUUAAUAUAUCAGCGCCGAUAUUACGAGACGAUAAGUUUUGAGCAAUUCAUAUAUUUUUUUCUGUUCCGCAAUAAUACAUUUAACAGAUAUUUGAUGUAACCGAAUAAAAACAUACUAAUCAUCUUA
This is a messenger RNA of Topomyia yanbarensis, 1984 nucleotides long. RefSeq lists its product as uncharacterized. The transcript is spliced from 3 exons. NCBI's taxonomy places the organism in Eukaryota, Metazoa, Arthropoda, Insecta, Diptera, Culicidae. The record is from RefSeq and is a predicted model, not a curated record. The coding region runs from base 4 to 1899 and encodes 631 amino acids.